CUGUCAUGAAGAGAGCCUGUGAGUUGAGUAUUUGCUUCUGAAUCACAUCCCGAAACCGCUCUCAGUUUGAGUUUGAAACACGCGACGCGCACAACGGAAAAUCCUGGCAUAAAAACCCAAUCGAUCGAAAAACGGAAAAACUCAACAUAAGGAGGACAUACCUCCCUAGAGAGAAUCUAAUUCAGGGAAUAUAUCAUAAUAAAAAACCAAAACAGAGAAAUAGUGCAGAACUAAACCAGUUCCAGUGACCAAUGGAGCGUCGCAAGGCUCUCAGUUCGUAUGCCAAGUUGAAGGACCAGCAGGAGGCGGCGGCAGUAGCAGCAGAUAUUAUGACGCCGCAAAAGGAUAAUGAGAGCGGCGACACUCUGCCCGCAUUGCGCCGCUCUCACUCCGUCCGUUCCUCCCUUCGGAGGUUAAAAAACAAGCUGCACAGUCCCGCCCUGCCGAUGCAGUCUCCUUUCAAGCUUCGCACCCAGCUGCACAUGCGCAGUCGCAGCUCUCGAGGAUCGGCCACCUUGGACAAGAGUAAGGCAGUCAAAGCACUGCGCAUGCUGGGCGAUUUGGAUGCAGUUGCUGUUCUGACCACCAAAGUGAAAGGCAAAAAAGAAUUUGUGCCACUGAAAAGAGAUAUGAAUUCGGAUUCUUGUGACCACGGGGAGUUGGGCAUUGAAAUGCUUAUGUCCUCAUUGCCAGUGGGUGCAACGCUGCCCAGGAAGGCCUGCAAGUUGCUCCAGAUUCCCGAGAGCUACUGCCGAAAGAUGGAUCAGGCACCGAAAGCCACACUCGACUCAGAUCUGGAGAAGACUUUAAGCGGUGAGGAAUCUAGUUCCGUGUUGGCGGAUAUCACACUACAUGCCCAGCAGGGCAUUUAUGGAACGACGCGCAUGCGCACGGCCACAAUUCGGAAGCCGAUGCCUUACCUGAACAGUCACAACAUAUUGCCGCAAGAUAAACGUGACUGUGACAUCGAUAGUGUCAGGCUGCGGGAGAAGCCGAGUGCCGGCAAUAACAACCAGGACAACUAUCCCACCUACUAUCCAGCUCCAUUGCUGUCCACCAGCCGCUGGUCGGAACAGUUGACGCAGCAUGCAACGGUAGCAAAGUUACGGACAGCCAUCUCCUGCCACUCUCAGGAUCUCAAGGAAAUGGAAUUCCUUCUGCCACAUACGCGAACCGAAUCGCAAAACAAUUCCCAAUCCCAGCUGUGCAUCUCACGGCACUCACAGCCUAAGAAUGCCAAACUACGGGAUGAUCACGACGACACGGGUUCCUCUGAAUUGGAUUCACCGCCCUUGGGAGAUGAGAAUGCCUCGGCUAAUGGACAACUUUCCGUGCACAGGCAAUCAGUGCAAAUGCGCAAUAAAAUCCCGGGGAACACACCUCAUCCGCGGGCCAGUAAAAUGUCCAAGAAACAGCUGAAGUUGGCCCAAGCCCAACUGGACAAACUGACGCAGAGCAAUCUGCAUUUGCAUGCUCUGUUCUCUGCGGUGGAGCAUGGUCAUCUGGAGAAGGCGCGCACUAUUCUAGAGUCCACCGACGUAGAUGUUAAUAGCAUCAAUAACGAUGGACUAUCUGCUCUAGACCUGGCAGUCCUAAGCAAUAAUCGCUCGAUGACCAGAAUGCUUCUCCAGCAUGGCGCUAUGGAGGGCUCUCAAUUUUCCGUGGACACCAUUGGCACGAAGCUGAACGGCUUGCUCAAGGACGCGGAGUCACGGAUUCAUGAUCUGAAUGGACCGGAGGGUCUAUGCCCGCCCAUGUUUGCAUCGCGUCCCUCCAUCUCGAGCAUCAUAAUUGGCAAUUCAAGCGCCUCGGUGACCGGCUGCACGGGCAGCGAGGUAGAGAAGCAGAUCGGCAUCUGGGAACGUCGCGUGAAGGGAUUGCGUCGCUUGCAGCUUGGUUGGGAUCAGGCCAGGCCACCAGAUGCACCAGCCUCCGUGGUUGUCGAUGUCACCGGCGACAAUUCCAUCAGUGUACAAAUUCUAGAGCCCUUCGAGGGGGCCAUCGGCACGAAAUUCAAAGUUCAAUGGUCCACCCGCGCGGACUUCAACAACGUUGUGGGCGAAAGUGAGUUGCUGGAAUGGAUCAGCUUCCAUGGCACAAUGGGUGCCCAGUGUCACAUAUCGGGCCUCACCCAGGGUCGUCGCUAUUUCCUAAGAGCAGCCUGCGGUAAUGUCAAAGGAUGGGGUGCCUAUAGAACCUCGGUACCGGCUAGUGUGGUGCCCUCAACUUGGAGGGAUUUGGACAAUCGGGAAGAUCGAUUUGUAGGUCGCCAUCGCAUCCUGGACAAUCUGUUCACCGCCGUGCGGUUGGCUAGACCCGCCGACGUCUCCGAGUUGACCUUGGAUCCUGCGAGUGCCCAAAGGCGUAAUCCCAAAAAGAAGACCACAAUCAAGCAAUUGUUUUCGGUCACCUCAAAGUUUCAAAAGACACUGAGACGCGGCAUUUACUUCUCUUGUAUUAUCCACUGCGACGAUAAAGUGCUGGUCACCAGUGAGGAUUUUCCGCCAGUCAUCGAGGUAGACGAAUCCUAUCCCAGUGCCCUGCACAUGGAUUACUAUUGGUUGAUGAAGGUGGCCUGCACCUGGGAGGAUGUAAAGUCCCUGCGUUCGGAUAUGGAGCGUAAUCUCACCUCCGCCGUUCACUUCCGCACGAAACUUCUUUCGGCCGUCUGCCAGAUGCAAUCAGCGUUGGGCAUCACGGAUUUGGGUCAGCUUUACUAUAAGCCACUACGGGAUGCCCAGGGCACUGUGGUGCUGACCUGUGUGCAAUCGGUCAAGAGUCAAAAGGCCGUCUCUAUCCUAAAUUCCCGAUGGCUACCAGUUAGCAAGCUACAGAAAAAGUUGGGCGCUCUGCACGAGGACUACACUAUCAAUGAGCUGCUCAUCUCCUCGAUUGGAGAUCAACUGCAUUACCAACAGGCAGCGUUGCAACGCUUGGAGCCUGGUCUUUACUUGGGUUACCUUAAGAUGCAGUGCUCCAUGGACCAGAUCCAGGUGGUGGUACCCGUGAAAACACCAAAUGUUCUGCCCCACUGUAAAGUACGGGAAAACAGUCAUAUAACGGCCGAGGAGUGGCAGGUACUCCAUCGUUGCAGUAGCGACCCUCUUCGCCUGCCGAUGGACUUUAGCUCUCAAGGAGGGGAUUCGGCUUCCGGAGGAACUGCGACUACAGAGGUUCAACGCCUAUUUUUGUACGAUCUCACCAAUGCAAUGCACAAACUUUUCGCCAACAUGAACAUCAAGAUCGCUGAUGCAACCACCCACCGGUUGUACGAUGUCGAGGUAAUUGAGCACAGUCCGGAUAUUAGUUUCCUGGUGGUAUGUCCAUCCGCUGAAUCGUCGUGUGCCGUACCUGGCCAAUCGGAGUUACUGCUCCAGAGGGACGAUUUUGCCAGCUUGAGUAUUCAGGCCUUUGAGAUGAUUCACCUGCGAACUUAUCAGUCGGCCAUUAUUCAGAAGUACGCUCGAUUAUCCUGCAUCCUCGAAUUGGACACUGCCCUGGCCACCCAUGCGCUUCGCGAGGCUUUCUCCAGCAGUGAGCUGCAGGCGGCUAAGGAGCGUUUGGCUACGCUGCAAGAGUUGAGUUCCAGUCUAACGAUUGUGUGGAAAAGUGUCCGCUGGCUAAUGGAUGUAGUGGCAUAUGCAAGAAACAAAAACGCGCAGCCCUCUUUGGCGAUGAGAGAAAUCUUGGAUUUUGCCCAGCAACGACAAGAUGAAUCGGUAGCGACAUCAACGGCUGGUUCCACCAGUAAACAGCUUCUACAGCUGCCUAUUCGUGAGAGCAAAUUUUCUAAGACUGGCCAGGGAAGAGGAAGUUGGCCAGGCCCGGGAACUAAUGAAGAUCCUGCACAGAGCAAGCCAGAACACUCGAAAUCGGAGCAGAAUCUGGAAUUGAGUGCAAUUACUCCAGUGGAACCUGCGACCAAACAAGUUCCUAUACAGCAGCCUCCCCAGCAGCAAUCGCAACAGCAACAUCAACUUCAGCAACAACUCCAGCAACAGCAACUGCUACAAGUUUCCGCCACCAGCGAGUAUGCGGGCUCCAUUUGCUCGGAAGUAUCCUUCAGAAAGAAUAGUGGCGACUCCAUGAGUUCUACAUAUACGUCUCGAAGUUUCUAUUCCGCCGUGGAUUCAGCCUCAGAUGGAAAUAGCACUAACAGUGUGUUUGCUAUUCCACCAUCGCGUUCUGACGAUACUUUGGCGGAUGCACUGCGCCACUCACAGGCAGUGGCUGCCCAACGCAAGCGAACCAGCUCCAAUAUCGGAUCACAUACCAAUCCCCUGAUCACUGUACAUAGCUCCAAUUCUGCUCCGUAUUUGGCUGGAUCCAGUGUUUCCUUGAGAAGCGGCAACGGAGCCUUCGCUACUGACUUGGAGCACAAACCACUGAAGCCAGCGGCAAAGGCAGCUUCCAGCGCCAAUCUACGCGAGGGUGGACCUUAUUUAAAAAGCACUCUAGCUGAGCUGCGAGCAGUGGGAGGCGAGGAUCCGAUAGCCAGUACCUCGAAGGCCUCUUCAACUAAGAGCUUGUCACGCCAGAGCAGCGAAGAGGAUUCGGCUAGUUGUUCCAGUCUCAACGCAGAGCAGACACCGGGGAUUAUUCAAGUUUACACCGCCUACAAUACGGGAUUGGCUAGUGGAACCAGCCUGAAGCUCCAUGUGACACCCAAGACGACGGCCCGCGAAGUGAUUAAUUUGGUGGUAAAGCAGCUCAACAUGGCCGUUGUGCUCAAGGGAAACAAUGGCCCCAUCUACGGACCUGAGGUACUGGAGAGCUUUUGCCUCGUGGCGGUGAUUGGCGCUCGGGAACGCUGUCUUCGAGAUGACUUUAAACCACUGCAGCUGCAGAAUCCGUGGAAGAAAGGACGGCUGUACGUUCGCAAGAAGCAUGAGCUUCUGGCGGCCAUCGAGCACUCCAACCGGAAAUCGCAUUUGAUCUGAACAAUCGGACCCAAGUCUCACUGGAAUGAAAGAACUAUCGUAGAAGUUAAACACCUUAUGUAGCUGGUGGUGCAAGGAGAUCUCUAGAGAUUUAAAAACUUAAGAUUUAGGUACCCGAAAGUAGGCAAAUCGUUUGGUUUAUAUACCUUAAAUUUUGUAUUGGAAACUUCAGAGAUUUAUCUGUAAUCCGCGAUUUUUGUAUUAUCCACAUUGAGUCUUGUAAAUUUUGUUGUGUGUUUAAGUUUUUGGGUUUCCCCCAAUCACAAUUCCCAACUCCCCACCCUCACCAAGGGCAAUGAUCGUUGACCAAUUCCCGAAUUAGACUGAAUUACUUAUGUAUGCUGCAACGGCAAACAGAUGAAAUUGUAUUUGAAAUGGUAUUAUAUUUUGAGUAGUUAUACAUUCGACAUUACCUAAACAAAAAUUCACACACACGAAUCGGACAAAACAAAAACAUAUUGUUGUUAGUUGUUUUAGAGAGUAAAGAAGAUAAUGCCCGUACAUAAGUAGUAUGUAUGUUACAUAAAUUUUAUGCGUGCAUCAAUGUAUUUUAUUGUAUGUAUUUUGUAGUUUAGUGAAAGAAAUGUUUUGAUUGUAUUUUUGUGGCAUUUUUAGGGUCACAUUUUUUGAUCUAAAUGUUAAAUCGGUAAAUACGGAACCGGAACACGUAUAAAAAUCAAACCAAAUCGAUGGCGAAACUCAAAGAACAGAUGUCAAUAUGCAUUUUAAGUGUCACUCUUGAUGUCUUCGAUGUGCGUACGUGUGUGUGUUCUUAAAUAUUGCAAUUCCAUUGGAUUAAACAAUUAAUUUAGCUGUAAUCAAUUGCUUAGUAUGUAAACAAAAAUCACCGCAACAAAAAUGAUAAUGAAAAACGGAGAAUAUUUUUUAAAAAUAUAUUGGCACAACUGUAUGUUGAAAAAAAAAAUAAUAGGCAACUGCAAAUUGAAAUUCAAAUGUUUGUAUUUAUUAAAUGUAGCAACGAUGUUUCCAAGUCCGUACCCUAUCUAUUCCACAUCAGCAAUUGGCUCGAAAAGAGCUUCCUACAUAGUUGAUAAUCCUAGUCUCCCACUUCCACAAUCUACUACUCAACUGUUGGCCCACUUAGAACCCAAGUACUAUUAACGUGGCUAUCUCAAUGUGCAAAGCCGUAUGUGUCUAUAAAUAACUACUCUACUCUGUACUCUCAAUAGGAAAUACCAUAAGUAAAUUAGAGGAAAUUCUUCAGAUACACGUAUUUGUUGUGAACAACCGGUAGACAAAGAAACUAUUUCAUUGUCAAGCUCAUGAUGUCCCAAUUAAUGUUUAUUUCCCAUUGGUACGACAAGUCGAAUUUAAAUUGGAGUCGCAGGUCGUGAAAAGUAUACAUUUUGAAUCUUAUGAGAAACUAGACGAGAACACUUACUUUAAAAGAAUGUGCAACACAGAGUCCAUAAACACAGAGAUAUCGAACUAUUUAAGAUGUCUACGACCAACAAACGAUUUUUGUAAUCGCGUUAUUUUCUUGGUUUUUUUAUGAAAUGGCGAUGAAGAAGAUUUUUGAUACAUUUUUUACUAUAUGGUUUACCAGUCCUAGGGCUCGACAGCAAACAGCAACGAACGUAGCUAAGUUUUUUGACCACAGAAGAAUAUGAAUAUAAAAUCCCAUUGCGUUCAAAUACAGCCCGGUUUCAGAAUUGUAUUACCGCCACCCAAUUGCCUCGAUUCGAUUCGAAUAAAAAUGGUCCCCGCAGAAUGGUCGAACGAACAACGAAUGUAAACAAGUUCCAAACUGAGUGGCCAGCCAGUUUCAGUUUGUUAAUUCGGAAUGCCAAUUAAACGAUUUCAAUUGUCAGACAAAGUGUCCGUCCCCAGCAAAAGAGCGUUUGGUUUUUCGAAUGGAGCUAAAUUAUACAGAGUAUUAUUUUGAAUUGCGAUCCAGUGAGAUUAGUUUUUACGAUGCAAUCUAAUUGUAGCUGUAGCUAAUUGUUAAUGGCCUACAAAAUAAAAAGGCGAAAUGUAAAUGUAACCAAAAGCAUUGAACGAGUCUUUUCCGCAUAUGAACAUGAAAAACACAUCAACGCCAGAAAAUUCCUGUAAUUAGAUAUAUACAUUAAUAUAUAUAGAUAUAUAAAUAGAAGAUGAAACUUAUCAAGUGUAUCUCAGUCCAAUGUCAGUACAUUCAUUUACGACAUGACAUUAUCGACUACCUGUGUACAUUUUUGGUGUGUUAAUGGCCUAAAAUAUAUACAAUAUACUCCCGAUAAUAAAGGAGCUAACAAAAAUGAUGGCAACUAGCUUUGGUAAGGAUAAUGUGGGUACGAAGCAUUCAAAGAAUAUUCAAUUAACUUAAUAAAGACUCAACAGUUGUUAUGGUGUAAUAA
Drosophila eugracilis is the source of this 7300-nucleotide messenger RNA. RefSeq lists its product as uncharacterized. Lineage: Eukaryota; Metazoa; Arthropoda; Insecta; Diptera; Drosophilidae. The record is from RefSeq and is a predicted model, not a curated record. The transcript is spliced from 9 exons. Gene Ontology annotation, molecular function: protein binding. Bases 252 to 4940 code for a protein of 1562 amino acids. Gene Ontology annotation, cellular component: spindle. Gene Ontology annotation, biological process: regulation of establishment of bipolar cell polarity; signal transduction; establishment of mitotic spindle orientation.